This is a messenger RNA of Linum trigynum, 947 nucleotides long. The record is from the annotation of a GenBank genome assembly. Lineage: Eukaryota; Viridiplantae; Streptophyta; Magnoliopsida; Malpighiales; Linaceae.
UAAUACCCCGUUAGUUGGUCUUUCUGCAAUGCUGACCUGGCAAAAUAAACUGAGGUGGAAUUGAGAACGUGGCAUCCAGGUGGAAUUGAUUAAGUAAAUAAUAACAUAAAAGUAAAAGCUUACCAGCAUAUGAAAAAAAAUACCCCGAUCAUCCCCCGAUUCCGAUCAUCAUCCACAGGUCAAUUCGCCCCGUAGGUCGUCGACGUUCAAGCUCUAGAAACUCUUGCACACGAUUCGCAAGCUGAACGAGGUCCCUCCGGAACAACAAACGGGGGCGAGCAUCUCUCUACCCUUUUCCGGGUAGUCGGGUCGGGAGAACGCGAACGGCCGCAGGCCUGCCGACGAGUCGGGUUUCGACGUAGAGGAGUAGUAGUUCUGCGGGCUGCUCUAUGUUGUGCCGAACGAAUAGUCCUCGAAAUGACCUUUGCAAGCUCUGGUGAUCAUCUUCGUCAUCGCGGACGGAGUCGGCCACACCUGGAAAUUGGAUUAUGCGAUGGAGGCGGAGUAGUUGUUCUGGCUCUUCGUGCUUCCCUUCGAAGCUCCCAGAUCCGUCCAGAAUCUUCAAUCUUCUGCCUACUGGCGGACGAACUCCUGCGAGACAAGCACUUUGAUCCGUCCAAAAUCGACUCCGAUCUGAUGAAGCUGUUCGAAUUGGAGGCCUGCAAGGCGUGGACUGUGCUGGAAUCGACGAUAAAGGCGGCGAUCACGGAGUUACGGAGGUUCGAGGAGGAGAUGGAUGAGAUGGCGAAGGGGGAACUUGAAAGGACGACAGAGAGGCGAGGAGGAUGGGGAAUGUGAUGGAGAAGGCGGCGUCGGUGGCUUCGAAGAGGUUCGUUCCAGCGGCGGCGGAUUGGAAAAUAAUAGGGGGAAAUUCUUUCCAGCGGAGGGGAUUGGGAAAAAAUGGGUUUCUCAUUUUUCUAUUUUUUUAAUAAUUAUUAUUUUUUAAU